CAAGAAAACGCCAUAAUUUUCUUCUUUUCACUGUUUCACAGUUUUGAAUAACCCUCUGAUUUUCACUUCUAGGUUUUCAUUUUUACUUCAAUUGAAGCUGAAAAUCAGAGUCUCAGAGCUGAUUUCAAAAUUGAAAUAAAAAAGAAACCCUAGUUUUCAUUUAUUUCGAAAAUUUCAUGAAAGAUUGGGAAUUUGUUACAAGAUGAUAGUUAGAACUUAUGGUCGUAGGAAAAGUGGAUUAACAAGGAGUUACUCUGAUUCAGAUUUUAAUGAAGAUGUUGGUUUUGAUGAUAGUUUAAAUUUCAGAGAGUCUUUAUCUCAAGAAGCUUCUUACAGCGUUGGGUUUUCGUCACAAGAUUCAACUACUUGGAAUUUCGAUUCUGAAAUUUAUGGUUCUCAACAAUCACUAUCUCUACUUCCUCCAAGAAUUCCUGAGUCAUUAUCGCAAGGUGAUACGAGAAAGUCGAAGAAACCUAGAAAAAACCUAAAAAGGGAAUUGAAACAAUUUGGUGAUGUGAAACCUUCAAAUUCAAAAGGGGUGGGGGUUAGGUCAUUUUCUUCACUUACCACGAGUACUUUAAUGGAAGCACAAGAGUCCGGAGAGAUGAUGGAACAUGUUGAUGAAGUGAGUUAUGCUUUGGAUGGACUUAGAAAGGGGCAACCAUCUCGGAUCCGUCGUGCUAGUUUAUUAGCUCUCUUAACGAUUUGCGCAACUGCAUCUCAACGUCGUCUACUUCGAACUCAAGGGAUGGCGAAGACAAUAAUUGACUCUAUUCUAGCUCUCAGUUUCGAUGAUUCUCCCAGCAAUCUUGCUGCAGCUGCUCUUUUUUAUAUUUUGGCAAGUGAUGGUCAAGAUGAUCAACUUUUGGAUUCACCUGUUUGUAUUCGCUUUCUUCUUAACCUAUUACGUCCAUCCACACGGGUUAAGAUCGAAGACAAACUGCCUACUAUUGGUGGUAAGCUUCUAGGAUUACAUCGGAGUACUGUCACUUUGGAAGAUAGAACUGAAACGUUAGAUGCCAGCUCCACUGCAAUUAUCUCAAAAGUUCAAGAUAUUCUUUUAAGUAGUCAGGAGAUAGAGUCAAGUAACAGGGUUGAUGAUGGUAUUGGGAGGCCAGAGUUGACUCCUAAGUGGAUAGCUUUGUUGACGAUGGAGAAAGCGUGCUUAUCUACAGUUUCUCUUGAAGACACAUAUGGUACAUUUGGAAGAUCUGGAGGAAGUUUUAAGGAACGAUUACGGGAGCUUGGAGGUCUUGAUGCUGUAUUUGAUGUAGCUCGGAAUUGUUAUUCCGUUAUGGAGGUCUGGUCAAGAAAAACUAUGCCUUCCGCCAGGGAAUUAAAAGAUGAAGGGGCAUUAGAGACUGUAGUGCUGCUACUGAAAUGUUUAAAGAUCAUGGAGAAUGCCACGUUUCUAAGUAAAGAUAAUCAGGUUCACUUGCUUGGGAUGAAAGGGAAAUCAGACUUUGGGGGAUCCUCCAUUUCUUUUAUAAAUCUCAUGAUAAGUCUCAUCAGAAUUCUUUCAGGUCUUUCCUUGGAUCUGAAGUCUCCCAUUUACUCUGGUAAUGGGCCUCAUGGUCACGCUUCCAAGAUUAUGUUGAAGGAAGACAGGCACUUUGAUCCGGAUGGAAUUGUAUCUAGCAGUUCAUCUGGAAGGUGCUGUGGCACCGAUAAGGCUUCUCAAGACAGCUUCAAUGUAUCUCAGAAAUUCCCAAGAUUGUCUACUUCUCCGUCAGUCAUUUAUGUGUCUAGUUCUGAAACUACAUCGAGAUCAGUUAGUGGAACAUCAAAGAGUUCACAUUGUGGGGUAGGCAGAAAAAUUAAUGGUUUGAAGAUGAGUGCUAGUCUUAGUAAGAGACCUACAGUUACCAAAACCAGCAAGUGCAUAAAUUUAGAUGACAGCGAAGAUUCAUUUGCAUUUAAUGAAACAUCAAAACUUUCCGAUAGGGGAGCUGGCCUAAAAGUUAAUGGUCUAGAGGUCAGUGCCGGUCUGAGUAAAAAACCUAGUGUUGCCAAAGACAGUGAGUGCAUAAAUUUAGAUGAUAGUGAAGAUCCAUUUGCGUUUAAUGAAACAUCAAGUUGUUCAAAUGGUGGAGUAGGCAUGAAAAUCAAUGGUCUCAAGAUGAGUGUUGGUCUGACUAAGAGAUCUAGUGUUACGGAGAACAUUGAGUGCAUAAAUCUAGAUGACAGCCAAGAUCCAUUUGCAUUUGACGAAGAAGAGUUUAAACCAUCAAAGUGGGAUAAGUUACCGAAGAAUAAAGUAAUUCGAACACAGAAAAGCAGAAAAUCAGUUAGAGAGUUCAAUGACGUUUGUGAACCGAUGCUUAUAUCCAGCCAAAGUGAGACUAGUAGGGAGGAAAAUUGUCAUUCUUGCGAGAUCACUGAACCACCUGCAGUUGAAGGAGGAAAUCCGGACCUUUUAUCAGAUUGUCUUCUUAGUGCUGUGAAGGUUUUGAUGAACUUAACGAACGACAAUCCUUUAGGAUGUCAGCAAAUUGCUGCAUGUGAAGGACUCGAAACAUUGUCUAAGUUGAUCGUUGGGCAUUUUCCAUCAUUCACUGCAUGCAUAUACUUAUGCAAGCAGACAAAGGACAACAAUACGCCACAGAGUCAGAAAGACAGGCACUUGACAGAUCAAGAGUUAGACCUUCUUGUAGCUAUUCUGGGCUUACUUGUGAACUUGGUGGAGAAAGAUGGUCAAAACAGAUCCCAGCUUGCGUCUACAAGUGUCUCACUACUGACAUCCGGAGAAUCAGAAGAGACGGAAACCCACACUGAUGUAAUUCCACUUCUUUGCUCUAUCUUUUUGGCCAACCACGGCGCAGGUGAAGCAGCUGAAGCAGCUGAAGAUGGAAAUCAAUUGACAUGGAGUGAAGAGGCUGCUGUUCAACAAGGUGAACAUGAAGCUGAGAAGAUGAUCAUAGAGGCUUAUGCAGCUUUGCUUCUUGCCUUCCUUUCAACAGAGAGUAAAAAUGUGCGUGAAGCUAUUUCCAGCUGCCUUCCUGAUCAUAGUUUGGAGAUUCUUGUGCCUGUGUUGGAACGAUUUGUGGCGUUUCAUCUGACACUGAACAUGAUAUCACCGGACACACAUGCUGUUGUAAGCGAAGUAAUUGAAUCUUGCAGGAGGAGUUGAGAGUAUAAAAGCCAACCCUAGUUGUAACCUGGGCCAGUCCAUCUCUCUGUUGUAUUUAAAGGUGGCCUCAACCAGCAGUAAAAUUUGACAAGCCUGUAUUUCUUCUAGUCAGAUCAUUUGUGUUUCUUUUGUCCAUUAUUUUUUGUACGUGUUUCACCAUCUCGGUGUAUGAUGUGUUUGUACACCCGCUAGACGGAUAAUUGUAUACAAAAGAACAAUAAGGAAAUUAUAACUGUUUUCCUCUUUUUUCUUUUCGAACCUCCA
This is a messenger RNA of Papaver somniferum (opium poppy), 3394 nucleotides long. RefSeq lists its product as uncharacterized. Gene Ontology annotation, biological process: regulation of chromosome condensation. Bases 203 to 3130 code for a protein of 975 amino acids. The transcript has 13 exons. Lineage: Eukaryota; Viridiplantae; Streptophyta; Magnoliopsida; Ranunculales; Papaveraceae. The record is from RefSeq and is a predicted model, not a curated record.